AUGCAGGUCAAGCGUCGCCUGUCUCGCGGAGACAGCGAUGAUGGCGACCGCAGCGAAACUCGCUCACCUCGGUUCCCCUCUCCCAAACGAGCUCGCCUCGCAUCUUCGGUCGCCUCGCGCCCUCCCUCUUACGAUGCGAUAUCGACGCUGCCCUCGGAGCUCCUCGCUCGGAUCUUCUCGUUCCUGAGCGAGACCACCCUGCUGGAGCUCUCGACCGUGUCUCGUUUGUUCCACCGCGUCGCAACCGAUGGCCAUCUGUGGAGGGCUCAUUACUACCGACGCUUUAUACUCCCGCGGGCUCACCUUAUCCCCGGCUUUCGACGAGGGUCUUCCGCAAAGAAUGAAGUCGCCCCUGGCUGGGCAUCUUCUAUCACCGGGAUGAAAGGGGGUAGGAUAGGACGCAAAGAUAAAACGGAAGAGAGUCCCGGAGAGUCUGUGGAUUGGAAGAAGUCGUAUAAGCUCCUACACAACUGGGCACGCGGCCGCUGUGAUGUUGAGGAGCUGCAUUUCCACCCACAAGAGCGCUUUGCACCUGGGAAAACAGUCGUCAAGGUCGUCGAGGGACUGACGAUCACUGCCGACUCUGCCUGUGGGUUGUUGGUAUGGGACUUGCGCACGCGAGCUCCCAUAGCCCAGGCCAAACUGGAGUCAUACCAGAAACGACAGGUUCGGCCCUUGUCCAUGGCCGUGUAUGAUGAGCCGCUCUCCCAGGGCCAACUGGGGGUCGCGGUUGGGUUCGAGGAUGGCACCUUCGGGGUGUGGAGUAUGGACUUGGAGUCUGGCGAAUUGGUCGAGCUCUGCCGCCACGAUGUUGAAGGCUAUGGAGGACUCGAGGCUGUUGCUUACUGCCACCCGUAUGUACUUGUUGCUUCAAAGAGCGGCUUCAUCACUCUUUGGACAUUUGAUCAUCCAAGUAUACAGCCCCAGCCAAGCCCUGGGCAACAACCUUCUAGCCAGCCUCGAGAGGAAACCCCUCAAACUGAGGGCCUAUCUUUGAAUAAUGUCCCGGCAGACGAUAAGAAGAGGAAAACCGGCACAUUUGCUGGGCCUCCUCGGAUCCCAGUUCUGUUGCGGUCCCUUCAGUCCCAGAGUACGAGGCAACCACUUACGCUCUCGAUGAGGAAAGUUACAGCCCUACCUUCACACACCUCCUCAACUAUUGCUUCUAUUGUUUAUACCCUCGACACAAUAAAUGGCUGGUGCAUCGCGAUUCAGGAGCUCGAUAUUCACCCCAAUGAGUUCGACCCCGUUCCGACCAUUAUCGACUCUCGUCUUGCCUACACUCCCCCUUCAAGCACCCGUGGUUCUGCAUCAUCCUCUCCGAUCAGGUCUUCGGGCUCAGCUCGGCAAUUAGACAAUUGGGGAGAAGAUGAAGUUAACGAUGGCCCGGUUGGACUCUGUUACAGUCAUCCCUACCUGCUUGCCACUCUACCAGACAACACACUCCUCCUGCAUACGUGUAAAACCAAACCCCAUUCCUUGUCUAUAUCACCCGGGACUCGGUUAUGGGGACAUACCUCUGGUAUAUCCGAUGCUGAAAUCACCACCCGGGGCAAAGCAGUGAGCGUCAGUGCCAGGGGUGACGAAAUCCGAGUAUGGGAGCUCGAGGGCCGAAUUGGGGGGAGUGUCGAAGUACGGCCACGACAACAGGAGCAGGAUGAUAGCGCACUGAUCAAGAUGCCCGCUCUUGAUUUCAAGAAAAACAAGGUCGGUUUUGACGACGAGAUGGUCAUUGUCCUUCAAGAGGGCCAUGAUGGGCGAGAAAGCCUCAUGGUGUAUGAUUUCACUUGA
Clonostachys rhizophaga is the source of this 1791-nucleotide messenger RNA. Lineage: Eukaryota; Fungi; Ascomycota; Sordariomycetes; Hypocreales; Bionectriaceae. The record is from the annotation of a GenBank genome assembly.